UGACAAGCAGCAUGUCUAACAAAUCUGUGUCAGCGCCGGAGCUCUACGUACGGUCAGAGGAAACGCAAACGGAGCCAAGGAAGCACAGGCAUACGAACAUCAUCAUGCCGGCCGAGGACAAUGCUAUCUUAUACGAUCCCAGCUUGAACACUCAUUAUUUGCCAUACGCCGAAUCGAGGUAUGAUCGCAACACCAGUCGCAUGAGCAGACUGUUAACCGAUAGACCCUCGCGGCUGGCCUUCCUCUCCUACGUGUAUGUUCUGUUGGGCGUCCAGGUGGUUCUGUCCACGGGGCAGUGGCUACUCUCGACCUAUCGCUGGCGGCCGCAGCUGAAUGGACCGGAGCGCAACUUUAAUAUGCUUCUGCUGUUGCUGACCUGGAUGAAUCUGACAUUGGCGUUUCUUGGCUUCCGCCGGCUGCAGCUCAUAUAUCCCUUGAACUGGAUCAUCUUCCUGUGCAUGUUCGAGAGCCUCACUCUGCUGAUUAUGUUUCUGUGCGUGCGUGAACUCGACCUGACCUGGUAUAUCAUACUGAUUGGCUUGGCUGUGUUGUUAAUCUAUACACCCCUGGGCCUCUGGAGGCCUCCCUGCUUAACCAUGAACCUAUGGAUUUUGAUAUUUUUAAGCAUCACGGUCUUCCUCACCAGCACUCUAGCCCUGCUCACUGGCCUAGCCAUGCAUUUGUAUCUGCCGCUGACCUUUUGCGUGACGCUAUUCGGACCGUGGGCCAUGUACAAUACGUUUCGAUUGCACGUGAUCUCCCGUGACAGACACUCGAGGUUCGGCUACCUGGAGCAGGCAGCCAAAAUGUACAUAGCUUUCGGCUGCACUGUGGGCGGUUUGGUGGUAGUAAGUCGAAUUGCCAACGACUCCAUUGAGAGCGAGAGCUGCAGGGCCGUGGCGUUUUGCCAUAAGCGGUCGGAUAGCAUCACGUAUGGACCAGGGAAUUGAAUUUAUAAAACAGCAAAUCAGCUUUGCCAGCAAUGUCGCAUACUAUUUUAUUGCUAUAUUCAUUUAGAUAAUUA
Drosophila novamexicana is the source of this 1024-nucleotide messenger RNA. RefSeq lists its product as uncharacterized. The record is from RefSeq and is a predicted model, not a curated record. The transcript has a single exon. The coding region runs from base 12 to 950 and encodes 312 amino acids. NCBI's taxonomy places the organism in Eukaryota, Metazoa, Arthropoda, Insecta, Diptera, Drosophilidae.